Danaus chrysippus (African queen) is the source of this 2958-nucleotide messenger RNA. The record is from the annotation of a GenBank genome assembly. NCBI's taxonomy places the organism in Eukaryota, Metazoa, Arthropoda, Insecta, Lepidoptera, Nymphalidae.
AUGGAUAGACAGGACAAGGAACUGGGUACGGCUAGGGCGUCGCCGUUAAACGACGCGCAGGCACAUCGCCCUAAACCUGUGACAAGUGGGCAAGGGCUACCGUGUCAAGUACGGGCACGGCUAAAGACGCGAGUACCCAAACGGAAACUCCGCUUUGCAACGUGGAACAUUGGCUCUCUAACCGGACGAUGCAGAGAACUCGCAGAUGUACUCGUGAGACGUCGGGUCCAGUGUGCGUUCCUUCAGGAAACUCGCUGGAAGGGCAAUAAGUCUCGCAACAUCGGACAGGGUUACCGGCUGAUAUACACUGGGUCGCCUUCAGGUAAAGCUGGUGUAGCAGUAGUUCUAUCUGAAGAGCUUCAGAAUGGUCUUCUUGAAGUCGACCGCCGCUGCGACCGUCUGAUGCGGGUGCGGGUACUGAUCGAGGGAGUCAUUACUAACUUGAUCAGUGCCUAUACUCCUCAGGCGGGAUGUAGUGGGUCGGAAAAAGAGUCAUUCUGGGAGCAAUUUGAAGAGGUUCUACGCGCUAUUCCAGCUGCUGAAGUAAUCAUAGUUGGGGGGGACUUAAAUGGCCACGUAGGUAGGGCUGCGGAUACGUACGAGCGUGUACACGGUGGUUUUGGUUAUGGUCGCCGCAAUGCAGAGGGAGAAACUAUUCUCAGAACCUGUAUUGCGUCUGAUUUAGCCGUCGUGAACACGUUCUUUCAAAAGACUUCGCAGCACCUUAUCACGUAUAAAAGUGGGUCCCACUCUACCCAAUUAGAUUAUCUGCUGACCAGACGGUGUCAUAUCGGCAAGGUGACUAACUGUAAAGUCAUUCCUGGUGAAAGCCUGACAGCCCAACAUCGUCUUCUUGUCAUGGACUUUGUUGUUACCCCGAAAAAGAAAGUAGCCGAGAAACGUGAGCCUCGGAUCAGGUGGUGGUUGCUGAAUGGAACGAUGCAGACCAACUUUCGGGCAGCAGUUGAGAGUCAAAAUCUGUUGACCCAUACCGAAUCUGCUCAGGAAGCUUGGGAUCGAGUGCAGUCAGCAAUUAUCACGGCAGGUAAACGAGUUUUAGGUCUUUCUAGGGGGGGACGGGUCAUCGACAGGGAGACGUGGUGGUGGAAUGACGAAGUGCAGGAGGUGAUUCGCAAAAAAAAGGCUGCCUUUAAGGAGUGGCAGCAAUCACACUCUCCUGAAGACAGACUAGAGUACAUAGCAGCGAAACGUGCCAGUAAAAGGGCUGUUGCCAGAGCCCGCAGUGACAGGUUAUCACCGUUAUAUGAUACACUUGAAACUGCGGAGGGGCAGAAGCUCAUUUACAAAUUGGCACGAGCUCGGGAUAAAGCGACUCAAGAUAUUGCAAAAUGUCUUUGCGUCAAAGAUUCCCAGGGCACGCUGUUGUGUAAUCAUGCCUCUGUGAAGGAGAGAUGGAGAUGCUACUUCAAGGAGUUGCUAAAUACUCAGCACCCGUGCAGUCUUCCUACCGAACCACCUCCUAAUCUUGGACUUAUUGCCCCGAUAACGCCUGAUGAAACUCGGAAUUGUCUUCGACGCAUGAAGAAUCGGAAAGCGGUGGGACCUGACGAUAUUCCGAUCGAAGCGUGGAAAUCAUUGGGCUCUCUUGGUGUGCUCAUACUGACGGACCUUUUCAACCGCAUCUUGAACACUGGGACUAUGCCACAUCAGUGGCGUUAUAGCUUCAUUACCCCCAUUUACAAAGGCAGGGGCAGUGUUCAGGAUUGCGGUAGUUAUAGAGGCGUUAAGAUCAUGAGUCACACCAUGAAGCUCUUUGAGCGCAUGAUCGACCUCAGGCUCCGCCGAGAGUGUACUGUCUCGGAGUGUCAAUAUGGAUUUCAGCCUGGAUCGGGCACCUUGGACGCCAUUUUUGCCAUCAGAACCCUGAUGGAGGCAUACAGGGAAAAAAGGAGAGCUCUGCAUGUCGCAUUCCUAGAUCUGCAGAAGGCCUUUGACUGCGUGCCUCGUCAAUGUAUCUGGUGGGCUUUGCGAACCAAAGGGAUCCCUGAGGCCUAUAUUGACAUCAUCAGAGACAUGUACCGCGAUUCCGUUUCCAUGGUUAGGACUGCUGUUGGCGAUACAAAACCCUUCCCGAUCUCAGUAGGGGUGCACCAAGGCUCGGCUCUUAGCCCGUUCUUAUUCAAUGUAGUGCUGGACACCGUCUCGGCUAACAUCCAGGACCAGCCUCCAUGGCUGAUGAUGUAUGCCGAUGACAUAGCGCUCAUUGACGAGGACCGGCUGACGCUGGAGCGGAGAGUGAACCUUUGGAAGGGUGCGCUUGAGAACGGUGGUCUUAAACUAAAUGUGUCGAAGACCGAGUACAUGGCUUGCGGGAGCCCGGACUCUUGCACCAUCCAUAUAGGUCCUGAACCAGCCGUUAAGUCGGAGAAGUUCAGGUACCUUGGAUCUAUUCUGCAUGAGUCCGGAGGCAUCGAUCACGAUGUCCAAGCCCGGAUCAGCGCUGCUUGGGCGAAAUGGCGUGAGGUCACAGGUGUGGUCUGCGACCGCAGAAUACCGCCCAAGCUCAAGGGACUAAUAUAUAAGAGCAUAAUCCGUCCGGUUCUCUUAUAUGGCAGCGAAUGUUGGCCAGUACUGUCCAGGCACACUCAAGAGCUUCACGUCACGGAGAUGAAGAUGCUGAGGUGGAUGUGUGGCGUUACGCGGGCUGACCGCAUACGUAACACAUUCAUCCGAGGUAGUCUUGGAGUCCGUGACGUAGCGGAUAAGCUUGAAGAGAGUCGCCUGAGAUGGUAUGGCCACGUUGCACGCCGGCCUGAGAACUACGUCGGAAGGAUUUGCCUUGAUAUGUGUGUCCCUGGAGCGAGACCCCCAGGACGCCCAAAGAAGCGAUGGCUGGACACCGUGAAGCAGGACAUGAGAGCCAAUGGAUUAACCACCGAGGAUGCCAAAGACCGGGCAAAGUGGAGGCGUUUGUGUGGGAAGGCAGACCCUAGCUAA